Molecule: messenger RNA, 1648 nt
Organism: Prosopis cineraria
Lineage: Eukaryota; Viridiplantae; Streptophyta; Magnoliopsida; Fabales; Fabaceae
Product: high mobility group B protein 10-like
Exons: 6
Coding region: 119-1093 (324 amino acids)
Molecular function (GO): DNA binding
Source: RefSeq, a predicted model, not a curated record
UUCCAUGCAAAGUGAGCAUAGAGGUCAGUCUCCAACUAGACGCUUGUUUUGAGGCAGUGAAGCUGAAAGAGGGUUCUCGUCGCUAUAAGCGAUCGGAUUUCUUCACAUUUCCUCCAACAUGCGAGGGUACGCGAGAAGGAAGCCUAACGAUAACAUCAAGGCCCCUCGAAUCGAUCCCCCUCAUUCUCCAAAACAGCGCCCGUCUAGUGAUUCGGACUAUUUUUACCAAAAACUCAACCAGGUCUGGGAGUCCUACGGACUCGGUCUAAUUAUUGAUGCCCGAGAAACUUCGCUGGACAUGUUCCUCUUUUACUCGGAGGUGACCAGAAGAGGAGGAUAUCAUCAGGUCAGCAGAGACAGGAAAUGGGAUGAACUUGUUUCUGCCUUAAAGUUGCAAGGCAGUAACGCAAAGUUACCUGUUCAACUUGAAAAGUGCUACGCUCUACUUCUUUACCAGUUUGAGCGACUCUACCACUACAGGGAUCCAGCACAGAAAGCUGCUACUAGCCCCACCUCAGGUCUUGUCACAGAUGGCAUAAGCCCAGAGAGGAAGCGUAAAUAUGAGGUUAGUUUAUUUGAAUUAAUGGAUAAUGAAGACGGUGAGGUGGAGACAAAGAUGUGCAAGGAAAUGACAGGGAGCGAGCUUGCAGAACAGCAAGUAUUGGUACAGGCAACUCAAGAGGACAAGAAAGUAAAGAAACGUCGAGGUGCUCCGCAGGGAUGUAAAACUGCAUAUCAGAUAUUCAUCAAGCAGGAAUGCGCUCGGCUGAAGACUUGUAAUGAGGCAUCUACUCGCUCAAAUUUUCUACGCAUGGCCAUUGAUGCGUGGAACAAUAUGACUGAGAUUGAGAGACAGCCGUUUGUGGAAGAAAGCAAGAAGGAAAAGGAAAGGCUCAUGGAAGCAACGAAGACUGGAGAUCAGAAUGGAGAUCAGAAUGUUAAAGCUGGCAUUGAUUUUGGUGACUAUCGUGUGACUCUGCAACCUGAUGCAGAGAACUGCGGCGAUGGCUUAGAGCUUGUAAUGAGCGAAGAAGGACCCAAAGAGCCAUUAACUAUUGACAUGGGGCAUAUACCAAGUGAAGCAUUAGAGUAAUUGUGGGUUCAGUGGGUGUCCUGCGAUGCCUUUUGGUUUUUGGAGCUAUCUCGCUGUAUAGUUGCUGUACAUGGUUUACUCAAACUAAGCUGCUAGCCAUCAUUUUUUUGUGUGUUGAAACUUGAAACAGCAAAAGCGUGGCUGGAAGAGGUGUAGAAUAUACAUCCAUCCUACUUUGACUAGUACAUCUGCUUGUGUUACAGCGUUGCCUUUGCGAAUUCCACCUUAUGGAUGAUUGCUUGAUUUAAUUGAGCUCGGAAUUGGACUUUGGGCCUCCGUUCCAAAGGUUUUUUAAAACUGAAAAACAGAUAUGAUGUUUUGUCAUCCAUGGCUUUCCAUCAUCAACAAUUUGGAUGGCCUUCCCCAAUGACGUUUUCUCUCUUAGAUGUUGAAAUAAUUGGAUAGUUAUGUAUAUUACACGGAAUAUAUAUGAAAGAAACCCAAGUAGAGGUGGACGGAAAAUUAAUUGUUGCACAAUUGAAUGCUUCCUUCCAAAUUUAUGUUGGUGUAAUGAUCGUAAUCAUAAUUGAUUCGGAUAAUGUAACAACUGUAACA